Messenger RNA from Hyla sarda, 829 nucleotides. RefSeq names its product small nuclear ribonucleoprotein 13 (gene SNU13). Gene Ontology annotation, molecular function: RNA binding. Gene Ontology annotation, biological process: ribosome biogenesis; mRNA splicing, via spliceosome; maturation of SSU-rRNA. The record is from RefSeq and is a predicted model, not a curated record. Lineage: Eukaryota; Metazoa; Chordata; Amphibia; Anura; Hylidae. The transcript is spliced from 3 exons. Bases 148 to 534 code for a protein of 128 amino acids. Gene Ontology annotation, cellular component: small-subunit processome; U4/U6 x U5 tri-snRNP complex; precatalytic spliceosome.
GGGCAGGAAGUCACACCUUUUCCGCUUUGCUCGGGCGGAAGUUGCGAACACGUUGCUCGCGCAUUGCCUUCUCAGCCUCCAUUCAGUUUUCCUCCGUGAAGCUUCCGGGCCGAGGGGACCAGUCGGGACCGUAAACUGAGACUAACCAUGACUGAUACCGAGGUGAACCCCAAGGCCUACCCACUGGCUGAUGCCCAGCUGACCAAGACCAUCCUGGACCUGGUGCAACAGGCGUCCAACUACAAGCAGCUGCGUAAGGGGGCCAACGAAGCCACGAAAACCCUGAACAGAGGUAUUUCUGAGUUCAUCGCUAUGGCAGCGGACGCGGAGCCUUUGGAGAUCAUUCUUCACCUUCCUCUUCUGUGUGAAGAUAAGAACGUCCCCUAUGUGUUCGUGCGAUCCAAGCAAGCUUUGGGAAGAGCCUGUGGGGUCUCUAGACCAGUCAUCGCGUGCGCAGUCACCAUCAAGGAGGGGUCUCAGCUGAAGCCUCAGAUCCAGUCUGUCCAGCAGGCCAUUGAGAGACUACUGGUGUAAAUCCCACCAUGAAUUCAUGGCAGAAGCCUAGACGUCAAGUCCCUUUGCUAUUGUCAAGUUUAGUGAUCUAACAAGUUAAUGGCCUAGGGUGACUAUUUGUAGCAAAUCUUCUUAUGUGGAUUUCCAAAUUGAACCACUAGGUAGUUUCCUUCCAAACUAAACUUGUACUCGUGAACUGUUCCUUUGUUGCAAACUUAUUUUUUAUGCAGAAUGAGUGAUAUUAAAGCAAUAUUUUCUUUUCUCGAUUUGUAUUAUAUGUAUUUUUUAAUUAAAAAACAUAACGUGUAAACAUCAA